UUCUUUACGCCAUCAUGCGUAAUGAAGUAGAGUUAGAAAAUAAGAGUUGGAAAAUACAAAACAUAUUAAGUGAUGAAGAAAAGAACGUCUUGUAAGCACUUGAUAAAAAUAGCAGGAAAAUUGUUACGUAUUACCAACUCCAACACAUUAUUAGUAUCUCUUUCCAUCUUCUUCUAAACUUGAAAAAGCCAUCUUAAUUCUCAUCUCAUCUUCCUAAAAAGCACUGCUUGUUUUUAACACUUGAAUAACCAUGGACGAGCAAGAGAUUCUUGGGAAAAAAACAGUAGAAGAAGCUUACGAUUUCAUCAAUAUUCUUCCAAAACCAGAAAAUGACUCAAAAUCAAAUACUCUUUACAAAGACAUUCCUCUUAACUCCACAAACAACACCUUCAUACGCCUUUUCAGGCCAACGAAUCCACCCGAAAACACUAACCUCCCACUCAUCAUAUACUUCCAUGGAGGUGGCUUCAUACUCUUUAGUGUAACUUCUGUUAUCUUCCAUGAAUAUUGUAGCUCCAUGGCAGCUCAAGUUCCUGCUUUGAUUGCCGCCGUGGAGUAUCGGCUCGCUCCCCAACACCGCCUCCCAGCCGCCUAUGAAGAUGCCGUUGAUGCUAUCAAGUGGGCUAAAGAUCAAGCUAUUGGCGAUAUUAACUGUGAUCCAUGGUUGAAAGAGCUUGUUGACUUCUCCAAAGUGUUCUUGAUGGGCAGUAGUUCAGGAGGAAACAUAGUGUACCAUGCAGGUCUACAUGCAGUUGAUAUGGAUGUUGAGCCAAUGAAGAUAGAAGGUUUGAUAAUUGAUCAAGCAUACUUUGGUGGGGUCCAGAGAACAGAAUCUGAGACUAACUUAAUCAAUGAUAAGGUUGUACCACUGCAUAUGGGCGAUUUGAUGUGGUCGUUAGCAUUGCCAAAGGGUGUUGACAGAGAUCAUGAGUAUUGCAACCCGUCGAUCGCACGGUCUGAAUUGCACGAAAAGAUUGGACGGUUACCAAGGUGUUUAAUCAGAGGGUAUGAAGGAGAUCCACUAGUAGAUAGGGGAAAACAACUAGCAAAUAUGUUGGAGUCACGUGGAGUGCACGUGGUGCGGGAAUUUCUUGAAAUAGGGUACCAUGUUGUUGAGCUAUUUGAUUCUCAGAUUGCCCGAGCUUUGUAUGAUUUGAUUAAGAAUUUUAGCACUGCCACCUGCUAGAACUUAUGUUAGUUUUAUUUCAUGUUAGAUAGAUAAUAAUUCCUCUUGGUUUUUCUUUGGGUAUCGAUUCUUUUUCAAGGGAUGAAAGCUUGAACUGAGUACUUUUUUCUUUCUAGAAUAGUUGGGAUACAGUUAACGUAGAAAGUGUUUAGUACGAAUCCUAAAUAUAUUUUGUGGCUUAUUUGAUACCAAAAGAGUUAGGCCUAGACAAGAGGAUUAUACAACCUUCCCUGUGAGUUUUAAAAAUCUAGUGCGUUUUGGAAAAAAAUGAAUAGUCUGUUUUGUGA
Messenger RNA from Nicotiana tabacum (common tobacco), 1473 nucleotides. RefSeq names its product putative carboxylesterase 8. Gene Ontology annotation, molecular function: hydrolase activity. The record is from RefSeq and is a predicted model, not a curated record. NCBI's taxonomy places the organism in Eukaryota, Viridiplantae, Streptophyta, Magnoliopsida, Solanales, Solanaceae.